Molecule: messenger RNA, 1733 nt
Organism: Betta splendens (Siamese fighting fish)
Lineage: Eukaryota; Metazoa; Chordata; Actinopteri; Anabantiformes; Osphronemidae
Gene: nono
Product: non-POU domain containing, octamer-binding
Exons: 1
Coding region: 142-1467 (441 amino acids)
Biological process (GO): regulation of DNA-templated transcription
Cellular component (GO): nucleus
Molecular function (GO): RNA binding
Source: RefSeq, a predicted model, not a curated record
GCACAAGUGUUUGGUCACAAUAGCGACGCGGUAGCACGCAGCUUCGCCAUCUUUGCAGCUCUUUGUGCGCCACUGCCUGCUUAGAGUUUGUGUCCUUCCAUCGCGUCGUUCGUUAACGCGGGUUUUAAUUCUUUUGCAAAUAUGCAAGGAAACAGAGGCCCCCAGCAAAACCACGGACCGAACCGUCCGGGAGACCAAAACAAACCCGGAGGAACUAACACCAACGGCCAGCAGCCCGAGCCCAGCGAUCAGACGAACCCCAAUGAGGCCUUAACCCUGGACCUGCAGAGCUUUAGAAAGCCGGGGGAGAAAACCUUCACGCAGCGCAGCAGGCUGUUUGUGGGAAACCUGCCAACAGGGGUUACGGAGGAAGACAUCGAGAAGCUGUUUGGAAAGUACGGAAAGGCGAGUGAGGUCUUUGUCAACAAGGAACGAGGCUUCGGCUUCAUCCGGCUGGAAACCAGGAUCAUAGCAGAGAUCGCUCGGGCCGAGCUGGAUGACACCCCCUUCAGAGGCAGACCAAUACGGGUGAGGUUUGCAACACACGGGGCUGCAUUAUCUCUGAAGAAUUUGCCCGAGUUUGUGUCCAAUGAGCUGCUGGAGGAGGCCUUUGCUGUGUUCGGCCAGAUCGAAAGAGCUGUGGUCAUAGUGGAUGAUAGAGGCAGACCCACGGGGAAGGGGAUCGUGGAGUACACAUCAAAGCCAGCUGCUAGAAAAGCCUUGGAUAAGUGUGCUGAUGGUGCCUAUCUCCUCACAGCCUUUCCUCGGCCGAUUACAGUAGAGCCAAUGGAACAGUAUGAUGAAGAGGAGGGCCUGUCAGAAAAGCUCAUAAACAAAAACCAGCAGUAUCACAAAGAGCGCGAGCAACCACCUCGUUUUGCUCAGCCAGGCUCCUUCGAGUACGAGUAUGCUAUGCGCUGGAAGGCUCUGAUGGAGAUGGAGAAGCAGCAGUAUGACAUGGUGGACCGCAACAUGAAGGAGGCUCGGGAGAAGCUGGAGGCCGAGAUGGAGGCGGCCAGGCAUGAGCAUCAGGUGAUGCUGAUGAGGCAGGACCUGCUGAGGCGGCAGGAGGAGCUGCGGCGGAUGGAGGAGCUUCACAGUCAGGAGGUGCAGAAGAGGAAGCAGGCUGAGCUCCGGCAGGAGGAGGAACGCAGAAGGAGAGAGGAGGAGAUGAGGAUGCGCAAUGAGGAGAUGAUGAAGAGGCAGCAGGAGGGCUUCAGAGGAAACUUCAAUGAAAACAGGGAACAAGACAUGAGGAUGCAUAUGGGUGGCCAUGGGAUGCCCAUGAACAGAAACUCUAUGGGUGGUAAUUCUGGUACUGGCGGUACUCCUGGCAUGGCUACUGAGAAUACUCCAAUGAUGCCAGGGCCAGGGAACAACAACAUGCCUGGAGGAGGCCAGGGUGGCUUCCCAAGAGGCCUCCCUGGACCAGGAGACUAUGGACCUAAUAAGCAGCGUAGAUUUUGAAUUGUAUAUUUUUGCCCAUUUUCAUACUCACUGUAUUUUAAAGUCGGAGUAGUGAGUGUUACAUCUGAACAUGAACGGAAUGCAUGAUGUCUUUUUUUUUUUUUACUUUUUAUUUGUACUUUUGAAUUUUGUUUUAGUAGGUAAAGAAGUCAAAACUGUCUGUUUGAGCCAUGAGUCUUACUUGAUUUUUCAUAGGGGUGUAACCUUUUUUUGUCCUGUGUAUGUUUACUUUUCUGGAAUAAAUUCUAAAUUCCUCAAGAGUUUUA